AUGGCCGAUCAUACGUUGGAGAUACCUGAGAUCAUCCAAACAGCCUCAAUUCAACGUCAUCCCUCCGCAGCUCACGACAUCAAUCCUUCCACCGCGGCCUCGGAGAAACACCCCGUGGUCGCUGCCCCAGCUUCGGAAGCUGGUAGCCUUGCCUCGGACAUUGUCGAUGAACACCGGGUAAUUCGACCCCUUCGCCGACACCAGACUCUCCCUCCACUCCCGGACCUUCGUUUCGAGCAGAGCUAUCUAGCUAGCUUGAAGGAUGCUGACACCUGGGGGCGGGUGGCGUGGAUUACCGUGAGAGACCAGGUCCUUCUUCCACUUAUCCAAGGUACCGUCUGGACUCUUGCGCUCUCCGGUUGGAAGUUCUGGAACCGCAACGCCUCUCUCAGUGGACAAACGGUUGGCAGUCGGAUUCGCAGAUGGUGGUAUGAUGUCAAUAACUGGAAACUUCCACCCAAGUGGACAAAGAACCCACGUGUUGCAUCGCAAGUUGAAGAAUUUUUGAAGUUCUACGAGGCCCAGUUUUCCAAUGCUGGUUCGGAUUGA
This is a messenger RNA of Penicillium odoratum, 549 nucleotides long. RefSeq names its product DUF1770 domain-containing protein. Lineage: Eukaryota; Fungi; Ascomycota; Eurotiomycetes; Eurotiales; Aspergillaceae. Bases 1 to 549 code for a protein of 182 amino acids. Gene Ontology annotation, molecular function: mitochondrion autophagosome adaptor activity. Gene Ontology annotation, biological process: mitophagy. The transcript has 3 exons. The record is from RefSeq and is a predicted model, not a curated record.